GUAUCCAUUCGGCAAAAGAAAAGGCCAACGUCCACCCGACCCCUCUCCCUCAUCAACACGCCUAAGAAAAAAACCACUCUCUCUCUCUCUCUCUCUCACACACACACACACACACACACUGCUUUUUCUUGAUUGUUUCCUCAAACUCGUCAACAGGGAAAACCCAAUUCCGAUUUUACUUGGUCUUCCAUAUCUUCAACUUGGAAGCCCUAUCUUCAAUUACACGGAAGAUCGCUAGAGCUUGGUUUUGCGAUUCGAAUCGACAACAUGUUUAGUCGGAUUUUCGGCAAGCCCAAGCAAGAGACCAAUGCUCUUACCACGUUAGACAAGUUAAAUGAGACACUUGAAAUGCUUGAGAAAAAGGAGAAAGUGCUCCUGAAGAAGGCUGCUGGAGAAGUUGAAAAGGCCAAGGAAUUUACCAGAGCAAAGAACAAGAGGGCGGCCAUACAAUGUUUGAAGAGGAAGAGGCUUUACGAACAACAAAUUGAGCAGCUAGGAAAUUUCCAAUUACGUAUCCACGACCAGAUGAUAAUGUUAGAAGGUGCAAAAGCUACAACAGAGACUGUGGAUGCUCUGAGAACUGGAGCAGCUGCAAUGAAGGCCAUGCAAAAAGCGACCAACAUUGAUGAUGUGGACAAGACAAUGGAUGAAAUAAAUGAGCAGACUGAGAACAUGAAACAGAUCCAAGAAGCAUUGGCUACACCAAUUGGCUCAGCAGCCGAUUUUGACGAGGAUGAGUUGGAAGCAGAGCUUGAAGAAUUGGAAAGUGCUGAGUUGGAGGAACAACUUCUUCAACCCGCCACAACCGCCCCUGCAGCACCAGUGCAAGUGCCAGGUGGAAGGCUACCAGCUCGUGCUGCUCCUCAAAAGCAGCGUACAGCCGAGGAGGAUGAGCUUGCAGCAUUACAGGCAGAAAUGGCACUUUGAGCAGGUUGUUUGUUGUUCCUCUUUACCUGUAAUUUGAUUGAUCAUGUAAUUUGAUUGAUCAUGGUACCAAAUGUUGGCAUCCAAGCUUUAUAAGCCAAUGGCAUUCACUUGACUGAUUCAUUUUGGAAUCUCUCCGGCGAAAGACAUGGACUCCGAUUGUGUUGUGUAUAUUCGAGGCCAUUAACUUCAAAUGCAUUGGGCUCAAAGAACUUCUCUCCAGUUGUUAAUGUUGUAUUAAAUUCCCGUUUGACCAAAAAAAAAUGUUGUAUUGAAAUAAAGUGAGUUUGUUAUUGUAUCGAAA
Messenger RNA from Rhododendron vialii, 1228 nucleotides. Its product is annotated as vacuolar protein sorting-associated protein 32 homolog 2-like. The record is from RefSeq and is a predicted model, not a curated record. Gene Ontology annotation, biological process: late endosome to vacuole transport via multivesicular body sorting pathway; vesicle budding from membrane. Lineage: Eukaryota; Viridiplantae; Streptophyta; Magnoliopsida; Ericales; Ericaceae. Bases 268 to 927 code for a protein of 219 amino acids. The transcript has 7 exons. Gene Ontology annotation, cellular component: multivesicular body; cytoplasmic side of plasma membrane; ESCRT III complex.